AAUUCUGUGCAGUUGGAUUUGAAAAUAGUUCGUUAGAUUAAGAGCUUAACUAUCCCGGCAAAUGCUUCCUUAAGCCCCUGCAUUAGAAGGUCAUUUAUUUUGCCAGACUGCAGAGCAUCAGCUAGCUAGCUAAUUGUACAGUCGUUGAGCAUCAGGUUCAUUCAGCAAACAAACAUGGAGUGGGCUAAUCAAUUAUGCGAGAACCGACAAUUUGGAUCCAAGAUGACGGACUCCAAGUAUUUCACCACUACAAAGAAAGGAGAGAUCUUUGAGCUGAAAGCCGAGCUGAACAGCGAUAAGAAGGAGAAGAAGAAGGAGGCUGUGAAGAAGGUCAUUGCCUCCAUGACCGUUGGGAAAGAUGUCAGUGCCCUGUUUCCAGAUGUGGUGAACUGCAUGCAGACUGACAACCUGGAGCUGAAGAAGCUAGUCUACCUGUACCUGAUGAAUUAUGCCAAGAGCCAGCCCGACAUGGCCAUCAUGGCUGUCAACACCUUCGUCAAGGACUGUGAGGACCCUAACCCCCUGAUCCGGGCCCUGGCUGUGCGUACUAUGGGCUGCAUCCGCGUGGACAAGAUCACUGAGUACCUGUGUGAGCCUCUGAGGAAAUGUCUGAAGGACGAGGACCCCUACGUGAGGAAGACUGCAGCUGUGUGUGUGGCCAAGCUCCAUGACAUCAACGCCCAGCUGGUGGAGGACCAGGGCUUCCUAGACACCCUCAAGGACCUCAUCUCUGACUCCAACCCUAUGGUGGUUGCAAAUGCUGUGGCAGCCCUGUCUGAGAUUGCAGAGUCCCACCCCAACAGCAACCUGCUGGACCUGAACCCCCAGUCUAUCAACAAGCUGCUGACGGCCCUCAACGAGUGCACCGAGUGGGGUCAGAUCUUCAUUCUGGACUGCCUGGCCAACUACACCCCUCGCGAUGACCGCGAGUCCCAGAGUAUCUGUGAGCGGGUGACCCCCCGUCUGUCCCAUGCCAACUCUGCGGUGGUGCUGUCAGCUGUCAAGGUGCUGAUGAAGUUCAUGGAGAUGCUUCCUAAGGACCUGGACUACUAUGGCACCCUGCUGAAGAAGCUGGCCCCGCCCCUGGUCACCCUGCUGUCUGCAGAGCCCGAGCUGCAGUACGUGGCCCUGAGGAACAUCAACCUCAUCGUACAGAAACGCCCAGAGAUUCUGAAGCAUGAGAUGAAGGUGUUCUUUGUGAAGUACAACGACCCCAUCUACGUCAAGCUGGAGAAACUGGACAUCAUGAUCCGCCUGGCAUCUCAAGCUAACAUCGCCCAGGUGCUGGCAGAGCUGAAGGAGUAUGCCACUGAGGUGGAUGUGGACUUUGUGCGGAAGGCAGUCAGAGCCAUCGGCCGCUGUGCCAUCAAAGUGGAGCAAUCAGCAGAGCGCUGUGUGAGCACCCUGCUGGACCUCAUCCAGACCAAGGUCAACUAUGUGGUGCAGGAGGCCAUCGUGGUCAUCAAGGACAUCUUCCGCAAGUACCCAAACAAGUAUGAGAGUGUGAUCGCCACGCUGUGUGAGAACCUGGACUCCCUGGAUGAGCCGGAGGCGCGGGCAGCCAUGAUUUGGAUCGUAGGAGAGUAUGCUGAGAGGAUCGACAACGCUGACGAACUGCUGGAGAGCUUUCUGGAGGGCUUCCACGACGAGAGCACCCAGGUGCAACUGCAGCUGCUGACAGCCAUAGUGAAGCUGUUCCUGAAGAAACCCACUGAGACUCAGGAGCUGGUGCAGCAGGUGCUGAGCCUGGCCACACAGGACUCUGACAACCCGGACCUGCGAGACCGUGGCUACAUCUACUGGCGUCUGCUCUCCACUGACCCUGUGGCUGCCAAGGAGGUGGUGCUGGCCGAGAAGCCUCUGAUCUCAGAGGAGACAGACUUGAUUGAGCCCACCCUGCUGGAGGAGCUCAUCUGCCACAUCGGCACGCUGGCCUCCGUCUACCACAAGCCUCCCAGCGCCUUCGUGGAGGGCAGCCGCGGUGUGAUGCACAAAAGGCUCCCCGCACGCACUGGAUCAGGAGAGGGUACGGAAUGCCCAGAUGUGGGCAAUGCUGCUGGGGGCUCUGCCCCUGAAGCUGCCCCCUCUAUCAUCCCCUCCCAGGGAGACCUCCUGGGGGACCUUCUCAACCUGGACCUGGCACCCCCCACCACCACUGGUCCCAACCCCUCCACCUCCGGCAUGCAGAUGGGAGGCAUGGAUCUCCUUGGUGGAGGUCUGGACAGCCUGCCACACAUUCCCCUGCGGACGGACCCUCCACAGUCUCCGUCACCUCAGCCCCCGUCGCCAGUGUACACCCACACUGACUACAGUCACACUGACAGCCCCCCUGACCACAGCUCUACUGAGCACAGCCCCCCUGCUGAGCUUGGAGGAGAUAUUGGUGGGAGUCCUGCGAUGGGGGCUGGUUUUGGCGCAGCUCCCGCUGUGAUGCCAGCCUCUCUAAACGCUCCUGUGGGAGGCGGCCUUGGAGACCUCUUUGACCUCGGAGGGGGGGUUGGCAUGCCGAUGGGAGCAUACAUUCCACCCAAGACAGUGUGGCUCCCAGCCAUGAAGGCUAAAGGUCUGGAGAUCUCUGGGACCUUCGCCCGGCGUGCUGGAGUCAUCCAGAUGGAGCUGGUCCUCACCAACAAGGCCAUGAGCGUCAUGACUGACUUCGCCAUCCAAUUCAACAGGAACAGUUUUGGACUGGCCCCUGCCGGCCCACUCCAGGUCCUCACCCCUCUUGGCCCAAACCAGACCAUUGAAGUCAGCCUCCCCCUCAGCACUGUUGGGCCAGUCAUGAAGAUGGACCCUCUCAACAACCUGCAGGUGGCUGUGAAGAACAACAUUGACGUCUUCUACUUCAGCUGCCAAUACCCCAUCAGCAUGCUGUUUGUGGAAGAUGGAAAGAUGGAGCGACAGGUGUUCCUGGCCACAUGGAAAGACAUUCCUAACGACAACGAGUCUCAGUUCCAGAUCCAAGACUGUCAUCUCAACUCAGAGGCAGCCAGCAACAAGCUGCAGGGCAGUAACAUCUUCACCAUAGCCAAGCGCACGGUGGAGGGCCAGGACAUGCUUUACAUGGCCAUCAAACUGUCCAAUGGCAUCUGGGUGCUGGCUGAGCUGAAGGUGCAGGCUGGAAACCCCAACUACACGAUCUCUCUGAAGUGCAGAGCCCCAGAGGUGUCCCAGUGUGUGUUCCAGUGCUACGAGGCAGUGCUGAAGAACUGAACCCCUGACAGGGCUGAAGUAGGGGGGAAUCCUGAGGCAUGGGGACUGGCCCUGACUGGAGGGUGUUCCUGGACACCCCCCCCUGACCUACAGGCUUCUGAAAGGCCCUUUUCUUUGUAGAAUCUCCAACCCUGCUGUUUGUGUGCCCUCCCUGGGGACCCUGAUUUCUGUUUGUUCUCUGUCUGUCACCCAAGCAUUUACCCUCCUCCACUCUACAAGUCCUUAUCUGAUUCAAACUAUGUCCAUUUUUAAAACUGCUGAGGUCUCUGGCCCACAUGAUCCCAAAGCUUUUUCUACAGACCCAUUUUUUUCACUCACGUCAAUAGUUGGGACUGACCUUUGACUUCACCUUCACCUGUGGUUGUAUGUGGGGGGGUGUUUCCCAUUAACCCACCCAGUCUAGUCUGAUUUCUAUGAGACAUCACCACCCAGUCAGAUCUCCCUUAUAUGAUGGCUUAACCCCAGUUCAACCCCUGCUGCUCUGAUCCAGUCCACCCACCUCCCAUGAGCCUCUAGUCUGAGGGACACCUGGGCGAUGUGUUCAGACCGUGCUGUUAGAGGAGGAGGCUGUGAUGCGAUUCUUGCUCGUUGUGACUGUUUCUCCUUAUCUCCCCCCGAUGCCGCCUCUUCUCAUGAUUAUCUCACCUCGCAUCUCUGCAAAUUAGUACCUAUAUUUAGUGUGUGUGUAAUUAGCAGUUCAAUCUCCGCUGUCAGCAUACCUCAGUGCUUCACAUUAAAAUGUGACAGUACAGACUGUUUUUCCACAUCUCUGGGCUGUGAAACACCUGCUGUGUUGCUGUUCUGUCACCUCACAACUGCCUCUCAAUGUCUCCACACACAUGCUCUCAGACUUGUUCCUCCUUUUUUGUUUUAAAGGGAAUUUGAUGUCCCAGCUAGUAAAAGACACUAAAUGGUCCGUGUGAGUUUCGUUUGUUGUUGGCUCAUGUCAUUGGUGUGCCCAUUGUUUGUUUGUUUUUUGUACAGAACCUCUGCUGUUUCUUGCCCCCCCCCCCCCAUGUGUGUGCAUGUAUUUGUGUGUUGGGGUGCAUGUGUGCUAUUUGUUAUUUCCGAGGGUUGGAGUAAUGUAUAAUCACCACUACUAUAUAAAAUACCUGUCUCUCCCAAAUGCCUUGCACCUUUCCUCUCCUCAUUCCAUGAUCUAUUCCUGGCUUUGUUUGUAGUGUGAUUAGAUGUUUAACUCUGGGCAGGCUAGCGAGGGCCACAGAGGUUUGGGGACGUUUGUGCUCUGUCAGUGUUCCAUGGGCUCUGCCACUUUGUUGCCUUCUCCCCUCUUAGCUGGUCAAGUACCUCUGCCACCUGUCAUAAAGUGGCUUCAACCCACCUGUAUGUUCUGUACUUUACCUGUAUAGGAAACUAACUGUAUAGGUAGCACACAUCAUGAAGUCUUUUGUAUGAAGAAAAUCAGAACAACUCAACUUCACCAUUCUUGUUUUUACCUAGUGUCUCUUUGGGGAAAUAAUUGGAUAUUUAAACUGUUGAACUCUCUGGACCAGCUCCAAAGAGGGAACUCACUAUUUUACUGCAUGGAGAUUAGUGGAUUUACAUCUGUCUGUCUGUCUGUGUGUGUGUCUCUCUCUCUGUGUGUGUGUGUGUGUGUGUGUGUGUGUGUGUGUGUGUGAUAAGCUGUAAAAUAGCUGAAGGCGAAAUCAAUGUUUUUUUGACUGACUACAUCAUUUGAAACAACUAUUAAAAAUCAGAUAUAUUCACAAAUGCUUCAA
Oncorhynchus nerka (sockeye salmon) is the source of this 4952-nucleotide messenger RNA. RefSeq names its product AP-1 complex subunit beta-1. Bases 175 to 3213 code for a protein of 1012 amino acids. The record is from RefSeq and is a predicted model, not a curated record. Gene Ontology annotation, molecular function: clathrin binding. Gene Ontology annotation, biological process: vesicle-mediated transport; intracellular protein transport. Gene Ontology annotation, cellular component: membrane coat; clathrin adaptor complex. Lineage: Eukaryota; Metazoa; Chordata; Actinopteri; Salmoniformes; Salmonidae. The transcript is spliced from 23 exons.